Messenger RNA from Branchiostoma belcheri (Belcher's lancelet), 1534 nucleotides. RefSeq lists its product as uncharacterized. NCBI's taxonomy places the organism in Eukaryota, Metazoa, Chordata, Leptocardii, Amphioxiformes, Branchiostomatidae. The record is from RefSeq and is a predicted model, not a curated record. Gene Ontology annotation, molecular function: acetyltransferase activity. The transcript has 2 exons. Bases 18 to 884 code for a protein of 288 amino acids.
AAUCAUGAUUUCAGACCAUGCUUACUCCAGAGGAUGCACUGAAAUUCUUGGCUGUAGAUCUUAGGAUCGCAGAUGUAGAGAGAAGACUCCGGGAUGAUAAGCUUGGUCUUCUAGAUGACAUCAUCCGCUCCUACCACAACUCCGUACCAUUUCAAAACCUAACACUCUUUUCUACGGAUGAAAAGGACAGGGCAGCCCCUACACCAGAACAGGUCAAACAAGAUGUGUUGUCGGGAAAGGGUGGCCUCUGCAUGACGCAGAACUUUUUCGUCUUCUACUUGCUACAAUCACUGGAAUAUGAUGUAUUUUUGAUAUCCUCUAAUGUAAGCUAUCCGAAAAACCACGUCAUUGUAGGCGCGCGAAACGUGGCGGAAAAAGAUGACAAGUAUCUUGUAGAGGUCGGAUGCGGGUUUCCAACAUUCCAGGCAAUUCCUUUGAACUUCCAGGAAGAGUCUCCGGUAUACCAGCACUCCUUUCUUGAGUACAGGUUUGUGAAAAAGGGGGAAAUGAUCGAAAGGCAACAACGUCGCGGGGACAUACGUCCUUUGGCACCAGGACAACAACCUGGUACCUGGCGCCGGUACUACGACUUCACGCUGGAGCCGAGGGACGAAGAGUUCUUCCGGGAACCGAUGCACACGGUCUGCACUGUUCCGGGAACGUCGCCGUUUCUCCAGAGUCUGCGUAUCAUCACGUUUCAAAAGGACAGACUUCGGGCGAUCAAAGACUGGUCUCUGUUGGAGGAACAAGAGGAUCAUACUCUUAAGGAAACCAAGAUUCACUCCAUGUCUGAAAUGAUGGCGAUCAUCAAGGAACUUGUUGAUAAAAUUGACCAGGCUACAGUGUCUAAAGCUCUAUCACACUGGCGGGAAGCUUGUGAAUAGGGAAAAUAUUCCCUAAAUAUGUAAAAAAAAGUGCAAUUACUUUACAUAAUCCUAGGCAAAAUCCUAUGGUACGAUUCAGUCUAAUAUUUGAUAUUUUCGCCUAAAAUAAUGCUUUUAGGUGCCUUGGGAUAGGUGAAAUUGCAUAUCUUCUAUUCAACAUUAUAAGCCUUUAAAAAUCAUUUUAAUUUGUCAGAAACUGACAUGCAAAUGUUACUAGCAUAAGGGUUUGUAUUGUAAAACAAUUAUUGACGCUUUAAAGAAUUUAUCCAUUUCUAAACAUAUUCUUCCAUAUACCAAUAUCAAACUUUUACCGUUAUCAAUCACCUAAAAUCACUGAAAAAAUUGGAUUUUUUAAAAAUAAUGUCAAAUUAGCAUAAAUUGUGCAUUAUUAUCAUACAGAAUUUACUGAGAAAUAUGGAAGAUUCUGUAAUGAGCUUAUGUAUUCACAGUUGUUAGCAAGACUAGUAUUCCUCACAAAUGGAGACGGAUGAUUUAUGGUAUUUAACAUUGUGUUACUGUUCUUAUGCCUGGGAUAUGACAUUUAAAGUGGUUAAAAGGUGAAGCUACAUAAGGAAUUAUAUAGAUUUCAUUUGGUGGCAAGAAACCUUGUUGACUUUCAUUGUAAAACCCAGGAAUACUGGAUAGAUCAU